Messenger RNA from Rhinocladiella mackenziei CBS 650.93, 423 nucleotides. Its product is annotated as mitochondrial import inner membrane translocase subunit tim16. The record is from RefSeq and is a predicted model, not a curated record. Bases 1 to 423 code for a protein of 140 amino acids. Gene Ontology annotation, cellular component: TIM23 mitochondrial import inner membrane translocase complex. Lineage: Eukaryota; Fungi; Ascomycota; Eurotiomycetes; Chaetothyriales; Herpotrichiellaceae. Gene Ontology annotation, biological process: protein import into mitochondrial matrix. The transcript has 2 exons.
AUGGCGCACCGAAUCAUCGCCCAGAUCGUCCUUACCGGCGGGCGUGUUUUCGGCAGAGCUUUUGCAGAGGCAUAUAAACAAGCCCAAGCCUCAUCACAGUACGCCAGGGCCGCUGCGAAGAAUGACCCUGGCGCCCUCAAUACGGCCGCUGCCUCUGGCAUGACCCUCGAUGAAGCCUGCAAAAUCCUCAACGUCAAGCCUCCUCAGGGUGGCGUCACGAACAUGGAGCACGUUAUGGAACGAUUUAAGAAAUUAUACGAUCUCAAUGAACCCAAAAAGGGGGGGGGCGGGUCAUUCUACCUUCAGAGCAAAAUUCUGCGGGCGCGGGAACGAAUAGAGAUGGAAGUUCGGUCUGCGGAGCGGAAAGCAGCCAUGGAAAAAGAAAUCAAAGAAGGUUGGAAGCCCAAAAUGUAUAGAGAUUGA